Messenger RNA from Impatiens glandulifera, 1284 nucleotides. RefSeq lists its product as uncharacterized. The transcript is spliced from 2 exons. The coding region runs from base 1 to 1284 and encodes 427 amino acids. The record is from RefSeq and is a predicted model, not a curated record. NCBI's taxonomy places the organism in Eukaryota, Viridiplantae, Streptophyta, Magnoliopsida, Ericales, Balsaminaceae.
AUGGACGAGAUACACCAGCAGGCUCGCGUGGCAGCCGAGGUGUUCUAUCAAUGGAUCCGGCACCGGCAUCAGAUUUUCUUCAAAAACAUGCUACCGGAUGUCACGGUUAGCGAAAAAUUCGAAAAGUUGAUGGAGAUAGAGGAGGAAGUCAUCAACCUCACAAAGGCUCAAGAUGUCAACACCGCCUUAGAACGAUACACGGUGGUCGAACCGCGUGCGCGGUUACAAAGGCUAACCGCACACAUUCAACGUCUAAAAGAAAAGCAUACUCCGGGAACACCGAAUUCUCAACUUCAACUUCUGGUGCUAGAAUUGCUUGCGGUCAAGGAAAGGGCACUAACCGAGGAGGUGGCACGGCUUAAGGCGGUGCCCGAACAUCAAGAUCCAACGAACUCACUGCCUCCUAAGGAUGUUGGCGGUCAGAAUCCGACCGAUGAAGAGCUAUCCUCCCCUCCACCGGAUCAGACGAUCAACAUGACCGAAGUCAGGAUAGAGACACCUCUCACCGACCAUCGAGCAUCUGCUCAAGCCGGGGACUCGGAACCGGCCAUAACGGAAGAAAGGGUCAAGGCCCUUAUUGAAGAAUUUGUCAACGACGCGGUUCGACCAUGGAAAAAGAAAAUCAAAGAAACAGUGGCUAAAACCUUCGAGAUGGCCGAAACGACAAAAGAUGAUCUAAGGAUGGCGGUCGAGCGGAUCACGUCUGUUGAAACAAAUUACGGUAAUACAGAUCAAUUGUACGGCGGUCAUCUUGAUCGAACCAAAGCAUUGGAGGCUAUAACUCCGAAGCUGGUGACCGAUCUCAAUUCGGUCAGCCAAAAGGUAGCCGAGAUGGAACGGUCUCAAGAAACGACCGAUCAAAGGCUGACAAAGGUCGAUGAGGACUUGGCUCAGUCAAGUGCCCAAGCCGGCUCAACACUUGACAGGAACGCCAAGCUUGAAGCCGAUCUCAAGGCGGUCACCGAACAGGUGGCAGAGUUAACAACGGCUAAGCUGGCUGCCGAUAAAGCAAUUGAGGAGGUGAAUGCUCUGGCGGCUAAGAAACUCCAAGAUGCGCUGAACGAGCAGACCCGGACACAGAAGGAAGCGGCAGCGGCUGAUGCGAACAUAGUCGGCCAUAUGCAAAACUUAGCGGUCAAUGCAACGGCCAUAGCAGCAUCCAUGGCAGCUCAACAAGCCAAAGAUGCUAACCGGCUAAGGGCCAACAAGAAACGUCCAACAAUUUCGCAAAGGCUCACAAGAAGUCUAAGGCAAUUGCUUCCCCUUCUAGCCGGUCACACGUAA